AUGGCGAGCUCAACCACCAUCCAUGCUACCGACCGACACCCCCCGCCCACCCCCACACGCGCGACGGACCGCCGCCAACGUUCAACCACUAACUCUGACACCCGACUGACCACGCACGACACCCCGAGACCCCUACCCCCUGAGGCCCGACCCCCUACCCUCGCACGACGACCUCCGCACACCCAAGCGAAACCGACCGCGCCCCCACCCCCACCCGACCGGGACGCACGAUACACACCACCCACACACACGACACCCGACCAGACCCACUCCCCCACUAGACGACGCCCCCCUCCCCCCCCCCCCUGGACACCCCGGACGGGACCGACAGCCACGACCACGAACACCCCCGACGAACGACCCCGAACCGGACCCCGACCCACCAACCGCUAA
Homalodisca vitripennis (glassy-winged sharpshooter) is the source of this 393-nucleotide messenger RNA. RefSeq names its product extensin-like. The record is from RefSeq and is a predicted model, not a curated record. The coding region runs from base 1 to 393 and encodes 130 amino acids. Lineage: Eukaryota; Metazoa; Arthropoda; Insecta; Hemiptera; Cicadellidae. The transcript has 2 exons.